Molecule: messenger RNA, 1463 nt
Organism: Cannabis sativa
Lineage: Eukaryota; Viridiplantae; Streptophyta; Magnoliopsida; Rosales; Cannabaceae
Product: F-box/LRR-repeat protein At3g26922-like
Exons: 2
Coding region: 100-1422 (440 amino acids)
Molecular function (GO): protein binding
Source: RefSeq, a predicted model, not a curated record
GCAAGCCCUAAAUCUCAAUCCUUUAAAUUGAGUUUCAGUAACUCACCUUCAAUUUAUGCAUCAUCAUCUUCACUUCAUUAAUUAAUUUCCUAAUCCAAUAUGGAUGCAAUAACAAUAUCAUCAAUGGAUGAUGACAGAUUUUCAAAAUUACCCAAUUCAUUGAUCAUUCACAUCCUAUCGUUUCUUCCAACUAAAGAUGUGGUCACAACAUGUCUUCUUUCGAAACGAUGGAAACUCAUUUGGUACUCAGUUCCCACAAUCUUUUUCUCCAAUAAUAUUAGUCAUAGACUUAUUAGUGCAGUUGAAUGGAAAAAUAAUCGAAAAAAGUUUUAUAAUUAUGUUGAAAAAUAUUUGGAACAUCGCAAGAAAGGUAUGUAUUUUAUCGUCGAUUCAGUCAUAACUAGCUUUAACCUUAACAUGAAGGGUACCUAUCAAAGAAGUAAGACUCACAUUUUGGAUAAAUGGUUAGCUUUUGCAGUUGAGAAUAAGAUUAAGGAAUUGUAUCUAUCUAUAGGUCGAGCUUAUAAUAAUGGUGAUAAUAUUGAGUCUUUUUAUUGCUUACCUGAGAUAAUAGACAAUGCAAGAUAUUUGACUGUUUUGGAGUUGAAUGCAGUGAGGUUGGAAACUACUUCUCAUUUGUUUAGUUUUCCAUCUUUGAAAACUUUGUCGUUGGAAAGAAUUCACCAAUCAAAUACUUCAAAAGAUCAUGAUGUUGUGUUUAAGUUUUUGUUGGGUUGUCCUUCUCUUGAGAAAUUGCGGUUACAUAAUUAUGAAUUUUUGCGCGUUGAUGAGAAGCUUCCACUACAAAGUUUAAGCCUCGAGGUCUUGGAAUUGAUAGAUACAGAAAAUGUAACUGAUUUGCUAGUUGAAGCUGUAAAUCUUGAAUCUUUGAUACUAAGUGGUAUUUCUAUGUGUAAUAUAAAUCUCUCUAGUUGCGAGAAAAUUCGAAAUCUCUUAGUUGAUGAUACUAGUGAUGUUUUUCAAUUAUCAUUAAAUGCUCUUAUUUCUAAGAUUCCUCAACUUGAGAAUUUUACUUUGAGCACUUGGUAUGCAUAUGAUCCCUAUGAUGAUCCUCUCAGAAUCUCUGGACAACAGUUGAAAAGUUUUAAUUUUAAGAAUUGUCACUUUGAACCGUGCAAUAUUACAAUUGAAUCAGCUCCGAAAUUAGAAUACUUUUGUUACGAAGGUUGUCUCGAUCUAAGCAUAUCAAUAGAUCCAUCAAAUUCCUUGAGUGGAAAAAUUGUGAUUUCUAAGGAAGAUUAUGAUGGCUAUGAUACAACUUGGUAUAUUGAUUUGUUGAAUUUUCUUUUGAAUCUCAAUUGCUCUUGGAAUACUCUUAGCCUGCAUAUUACAGAAUAUGAGGUACUUGUAUUAUGUUUUUAUUUGAUCAUGUGGCCUUAUAUUUCAAUAUUGUAUAGUUGAUCUAUUUACAUUAUGCUAAAUGAUAUGUUUAUAUGUUUUGU